AUGGUCGCCAACAACCGUCAGAACGUGACGUGGGUAGAGGGCGUUCGUGGAGUCGCGUCAUUCUUUGUUGUCGUCACACAUCUCUGCAGAGCAUGGGAUUACAGCCUUUGGUCACCACGCGAUAGCGAGGACGCCACACCACAACUACUACAACUACCCUUCUUUCGACUGCCAUGGCAAGGCCGCAUCGGAGUCACAAUGUUUGCCUUUCUCACCGGAUACGUGUGCGCGAUCAAACCACUCCGUCAGGCAAAGUCUGGAAACGUUCCAGCCGCCCUGACGACGCUUGGAAAAUCAGCCUUCCGCCGGCCCCCACGAUUGAUUAUGCCUGCCACCAUCGCUUUGGUUAUUGCAUGGGCUUUUGCACAGAUUGGCGCGUUUGACGUUGCCCGACGAAGCGAUUCUCACUGGUUCAGACGCUCCGUCCCGCAAAACAUCGGCACUCUGGAUACGGAAAUACCACGAUUGAUUAGGAACUUUCAGGGAGCGUGGUCUGGUGCCAACAACGAGUACGACGAUCAUCAGUGGGCGCUGCUUCCUUUGUUACAGGGCGCUUUUCUCAUCUACGUGCUCUUAUUUGCCACCGUGUUUAUGAAGUUCCGCAUGCGCCUUUUUACCUGCGUUGUCCUCUUUCUAUGGUACUGGAACCGCACUAGCCCGGAGAAAGAAACCUUUGAAUGCCAGUUCCUCUACGGCGUCAUCCUCUGCGACAUCGGAUCCGAGAAGGGAUUCCGAGACUUUGUAAACGCCUUCCCCAAGGUGCGAAGAGCCGUCCUCACCACCCUCAUCGUCGUGGGGUGGUACGUAGCGUGCUACCCCGGAGAGCACUGGGAGUGGUCAGCGUGGUCGGUGCAGCUCAAGAACAUCGGUGACUGGAUCAUCCCCAAGGAUGCAGCCAGCUACCCCAAGCGCUUCACAGCAAUCGGAUGGGAUCUGAUCGUUACGGGGAUUUGGCUGUCGCCCACGCUGCAGAACAUGUUCUCCAACAAGCUGUUCAUGUGGGUUGGCCGCAACAGUUUCGCCGUCUACCUCACGCACGGAACGGUGAUGAAAGUUGGACUUGCCCGGUUGAUCUACGGAUGGUCGACGGCCCCGUACCACGUGGAGCAAGGGGAAAACGGCAAGGGCGAGGCGAUUGAGCACUACAUUCCCCGGUCGACAAACUCGUUUGUGUGGGCCUUUGCGAUAACCAUGUUCUUCGUCGUCGAGUACACGAUUGCGCAUUUCUGGACGACAUACGUGGACUCGCAGUGCGCCAAAGCCACAAAGUGGCUCGAGGAUACGAUGUUCGAAAAGGAAGAGAGCGAGAAGCUCGGAGUAGCCAGCAUGGCUUAG
Molecule: messenger RNA, 1335 nt
Organism: Dothidotthia symphoricarpi CBS 119687
Lineage: Eukaryota; Fungi; Ascomycota; Dothideomycetes; Pleosporales; Dothidotthiaceae
Exons: 3
Coding region: 1-1335 (444 amino acids)
Biological process (GO): polysaccharide biosynthetic process
Cellular component (GO): membrane
Molecular function (GO): acyltransferase activity, transferring groups other than amino-acyl groups
Source: RefSeq, a predicted model, not a curated record